Cladophialophora bantiana CBS 173.52 is the source of this 984-nucleotide messenger RNA. RefSeq lists its product as uncharacterized. Bases 1 to 984 code for a protein of 327 amino acids. The transcript has 4 exons. The record is from RefSeq and is a predicted model, not a curated record. NCBI's taxonomy places the organism in Eukaryota, Fungi, Ascomycota, Eurotiomycetes, Chaetothyriales, Herpotrichiellaceae.
AUGGAUCCCCCACCUACCCGGAUGUUUGAGCCCGACCAAUGUGACGAGCUCGCUAAGCCAUCCAUUCCCCAAUUUGUUGUUUCCUGCUCCUUGAUGGGCUGGCUGCUCAUCUGCUACAUUCCACAAUGGAGCCGUAUCAUCUCGCGCAGAUCCGCAGAGGGCUUGUCGACAUACUAUAUCCUUCUCGGCUCUCUAUCAGGCGUGUGUGCCGUGGGCAACAUCAUGAUACUCCCUUCUAGCGCAGUUGACAUCGGUUGCUGCAGGACCAACACGCGCUUCGCCUGCAUCAGCGCCCUUCUCGGAAUGAUCCAGGUCAUCUUUGGCAUUGCAUGCUUCUGGAUCGUCCUUUUCACGUACGUCUACUACUCGGAGGAAGAGGCCGAUGCAGAAUUGCACGGGCGUCGACCAUCAUUAUCGGGACCCGACCGUACAUUCCGGCGAGCAAAGCGGGCAUGGAGAGUCCUCAUCGUCGCAUGCAGCUUCGCAUUUACUGUCCUCUUGGUGUCAGCCAUUAUCUUGCACCGCUUCCCUUGGUAUGCGCAGGCGUGGGCAGAUAUUCUCGGCGUCGCUGUGGCAGUCUUUGCAUGCAUCCAGUGGAUUCCCCAGGUCCGGACGACAUGGCACCUGGGACAUCUUGGAAGUCUGAGUCCAGUGUCUCUCUGUUUAAUGGCUCCUUACACUUGGAUAUUUGGAAUCAAUAUGAUGCUCCGAGUCGGCGUGACAGGCUGGAGCGUGUGGAUCGUUUACGUGCUUGUAGGGACAAUGCAGAUCAUCUUGAUCGUCAUGGCCAUCUGUUUCACGGUUAGGGACCGGAGGCUGGCCAAAUUGGGAAAACAACAUUGUGCUACUCCGGCACAUUUCGAAGGCUGGAAUACUUGGACUCGCUCUCGCACCUCAUCGAUCGUCUCAUACCACCUAGCGCCGGAUGAGCGGAGCCCGCUACUUCACGAGCAGCCCUCAACAAGGCGGCAAACCAUUCCCUAG